GUUCAAUGCAAAGUAAACAGCAGGCAAACUCCCGCUCUGUCUUGCUCAGAAUUUCCAUUCUCACUUUUUCAUGGAAACCCCUUCAACUUAGGCGUGUAAAGUCGCAUUUUUGCCUUUCGUGCCUCGGGAAGCCGUUGACCACUAGCCUCAUUUCGACUUGACAACAACCCUAACCCAACCGACCCCGUCGCGACUCACAAAGAUGGAUAAAAACGAUAGAUUCCUCUCCUCUGACGAGAAGCUGCUGGAGACCGGGCUAUUCUCUGAUGUCGUUGUCAAGUGUGGAGACAAAGAGUGGAAGCUUCACAAGGCCAUUCUGUGCACCCGCAGUGUCUGGUUCGAGAAGGCCCUGACCGGGAAAUUUGAGGAGGCAACCAGCGGUGUUAUCACCAUUCAGGACUUUGAGCCCGAGGCUGUUGAAUGGGUCAUCCGGUACAUCUACACCGGCGUCUGCGACAUUGCCACCCUUCGGGGCCCUGAGAAAAUGACCAUGACCAACUUUGUCACAUGCUUCGAGGUUCACAGUGUCGCCGACUUCUUUGCCCUGGGCCCACUGGCCAAGAUUGCUCUCGACACUCUGACCGCUGAGUUCGAUACCAAACUCCCCGCCAUCCAGCUGCAACAAGAGUCUUGCAAGGAGUGGCUCCCUGAGCUCUGCGAGGCCAUCCGCCUGGUCUACGAAGACAUUCCCAUCAGCGACAUGGCCGUGACCUCUAUUCGCAAGGCGUUCGUGUCGUUCAUUCACACGGCACGGUACUAUUUCAUGAAGGAGCCUCGGUUCACCAAGUUUCUCGAUGAGGAAGCUCCGCUGUUGUCUUUGGACUUGUUUCGAGCCAUGAGAGCAACGGGAGACUUCAUCGCCCACCCGCUAGACCCGUACUGCUCUUUUUGCAAGAACAAGCCCAGCCGAGCAGAGAAGGGCUACUACACGCAUAUUGCCCCGGAGCCGCUCAAGCUCACUGCCUGCUGCUCAAACUGCGCUGUCAAGAAGGACUUUCCCAGCGGCAUGCAGGACUGGCUUGCGAAGGAUACUCGUGCUUUGGGUUAGAAUUACAAAGAAGAUGCCAAGAGUCAGACAAACGUUACUACUUUGCCAGAGGUGGUGCCUACUCUGAUCGUGAAUGUCCCUCAGAUUCCACAAGUGUCCUCCCAGACAGCCAUGUCUGCCUCCAUAACACC
Podospora pseudopauciseta is the source of this 1179-nucleotide messenger RNA. RefSeq lists its product as uncharacterized. The coding region runs from base 203 to 1048 and encodes 281 amino acids. Gene Ontology annotation, molecular function: ubiquitin protein ligase binding. Gene Ontology annotation, biological process: proteasome-mediated ubiquitin-dependent protein catabolic process; regulation of proteolysis. Gene Ontology annotation, cellular component: cytoplasm. NCBI's taxonomy places the organism in Eukaryota, Fungi, Ascomycota, Sordariomycetes, Sordariales, Podosporaceae. The record is from RefSeq and is a predicted model, not a curated record. The transcript is spliced from 2 exons.